This is a messenger RNA of Psammomys obesus (fat sand rat), 5414 nucleotides long. RefSeq names its product O-linked N-acetylglucosamine (GlcNAc) transferase (gene Ogt). Gene Ontology annotation, molecular function: protein binding; protein N-acetylglucosaminyltransferase activity. Bases 212 to 3352 code for a protein of 1046 amino acids. NCBI's taxonomy places the organism in Eukaryota, Metazoa, Chordata, Mammalia, Rodentia, Muridae. The transcript has 22 exons. Gene Ontology annotation, biological process: protein O-linked glycosylation. The record is from RefSeq and is a predicted model, not a curated record.
GCCGUCGCCGCCAUUUCAAGACAGUGAGAGGUAGAUGUCUUAACAAGAGUUCUUAAGAUUCGAGUCUAGUAUCUUCUGCCUCCCCUUAAGCCUUCCAAAACCGUGAUACGGCUGCUGCCCCUUUUCUACUAUCUAUAGAAACGUUCUCGCCAGUAGUGGCGGCCUUAGAAGUCAGUUACCCCCCUUCUUGUUCUAUCUCGAGAAGCUCCAGAUGGCGUCUUCCGUGGGCAACGUGGCCGACAGCACAGAACCAACGAAACGUAUGCUUUCCUUCCAAGGGUUAGCUGAGUUGGCACAUCGAGAAUAUCAGGCAGGAGAUUUUGAGGCAGCUGAAAGACACUGCAUGCAGCUCUGGAGACAAGAGCCUGACAAUACUGGUGUCCUUUUAUUACUUUCAUCUAUACACUUCCAGUGUCGAAGGCUGGACAGAUCUGCUCACUUUAGCACCUUGGCAAUUAAACAGAAUCCUCUUCUAGCAGAAGCCUAUUCGAAUUUGGGAAAUGUAUACAAAGAAAGAGGGCAGUUGCAGGAAGCAAUUGAGCAUUAUCGUCAUGCCUUGAGGCUCAAGCCUGAUUUCAUUGAUGGAUAUAUUAACCUGGCAGCAGCCUUGGUAGCAGCAGGUGACAUGGAAGGAGCAGUGCAAGCGUACGUCUCUGCUCUUCAGUACAAUCCUGAUUUGUACUGUGUUCGCAGUGACCUGGGGAACCUGCUCAAAGCCCUGGGUCGCUUGGAAGAAGCCAAGGCAUGUUAUUUGAAAGCAAUUGAGACGCAACCAAACUUUGCAGUAGCUUGGAGUAAUCUCGGCUGUGUUUUCAAUGCACAAGGGGAGAUUUGGCUGGCAAUUCAUCACUUUGAAAAGGCUGUCACCCUUGAUCCAAAUUUUCUGGAUGCUUAUAUCAAUUUAGGAAAUGUCUUGAAAGAGGCACGCAUUUUUGACAGAGCUGUGGCAGCUUAUCUUCGUGCCUUAAGUUUGAGCCCCAAUCAUGCGGUGGUACAUGGCAACCUGGCUUGUGUGUACUAUGAGCAAGGCCUAAUAGACCUGGCCAUCGAUACCUACAGACGAGCUAUAGAACUGCAGCCACAUUUCCCCGAUGCUUACUGUAACCUAGCAAAUGCUCUCAAAGAGAAGGGCAGUGUUGCUGAAGCAGAAGAUUGUUAUAACACAGCUCUUCGUCUAUGUCCUACUCAUGCAGACUCUUUGAAUAACCUCGCCAAUAUCAAACGGGAACAGGGCAACAUUGAAGAGGCAGUCCGCCUAUAUCGCAAAGCAUUGGAAGUCUUCCCAGAGUUUGCUGCUGCACAUUCCAAUUUAGCAAGUGUUCUGCAACAGCAGGGCAAGCUGCAGGAAGCACUGAUGCAUUACAAGGAAGCCAUACGAAUCAGUCCUACGUUUGCUGAUGCUUAUUCUAAUAUGGGAAACACUCUAAAGGAGAUGCAGGAUGUUCAGGGAGCCUUGCAGUGUUACACUCGUGCCAUUCAGAUUAAUCCUGCUUUUGCAGAUGCACACAGCAAUCUGGCUUCCAUUCAUAAGGAUUCAGGGAAUAUCCCAGAAGCAAUAGCUUCUUACCGCACAGCUCUGAAACUUAAGCCCGACUUUCCUGAUGCAUACUGUAACUUAGCUCAUUGCCUACAGAUUGUCUGUGAUUGGACAGACUAUGAUGAGCGAAUGAAGAAAUUGGUUAGUAUUGUAGCUGAGCAGCUAGAGAAGAAUAGGCUGCCUUCUGUACAUCCUCAUCAUAGUAUGCUGUACCCUCUUUCCCAUGGCUUCAGGAAGGCUAUUGCAGAGAGGCACGGGAAUCUCUGCUUGGAUAAGAUUAAUGUCCUUCAUAAACCACCAUAUGAACAUCCAAAAGACUUGAAGCUCAGUGAUGGACGAUUGCGUGUAGGAUAUGUAAGUUCUGACUUUGGAAAUCACCCUACUUCGCACCUCAUGCAGUCUAUUCCAGGAAUGCACAAUCCUGAUAAAUUUGAGGUAUUCUGCUAUGCCUUGAGCCCAGAUGAUGGUACAAACUUCCGAGUGAAGGUGAUGGCAGAGGCAAAUCAUUUCAUUGAUCUUUCUCAGAUACCGUGUAAUGGAAAAGCAGCUGACCGCAUCCACCAAGAUGGAAUUCAUAUCCUUGUAAAUAUGAAUGGGUACACAAAGGGUGCUCGAAAUGAGCUCUUUGCUCUCAGGCCAGCUCCUAUUCAGGCUAUGUGGCUAGGAUACCCUGGAACUAGCGGUGCCCUAUUCAUGGAUUAUAUAAUCACGGAUCAGGAAACUUCCCCAGCUGAAGUUGCAGAGCAGUAUUCUGAGAAACUGGCGUAUAUGCCCCAUACUUUUUUUAUUGGCGAUCAUGCUAAUAUGUUCCCUCACCUGAAGAAAAAAGCAGUCAUCGAUUUUAAAUCCAAUGGGCACAUUUAUGACAAUCGGAUAGUUCUGAAUGGCAUCGAUCUCAAAGCAUUUCUUGAUAGUCUACCAGAUGUGAAGAUUGUUAAGAUGAAAUGUCCUGAUGGAGGUGACAAUGCAGACAGCAGUAACACAGCUCUUAAUAUGCCUGUCAUUCCCAUGAACACGAUUGCAGAAGCAGUUAUUGAAAUGAUUAACAGAGGACAGAUUCAGAUAACAAUUAAUGGAUUCAGUAUUAGCAAUGGACUAGCAACUACACAGAUCAAUAAUAAGGCUGCAACUGGAGAGGAGGUUCCCCGUACCAUUAUUGUAACCACCCGUUCCCAGUACGGGCUGCCAGAAGAUGCCAUUGUGUAUUGUAACUUUAAUCAGUUAUAUAAAAUUGACCCUUCUACCCUGCAGAUGUGGGCAAAUAUUCUGAAACGUGUACCUAAUAGUGUGCUUUGGCUGCUGCGAUUUCCAGCAGUAGGAGAACCCAACAUUCAACAAUAUGCACAAAAUAUGGGCCUUCCCCAGAACCGUAUCAUUUUUUCACCGGUGGCUCCUAAAGAGGAGCAUGUCAGGAGAGGUCAACUGGCUGAUGUCUGCUUGGACACACCCUUGUGUAAUGGGCACACCACAGGAAUGGAUGUUCUCUGGGCAGGAACACCCAUGGUGACUAUGCCAGGAGAGACUCUAGCCUCUCGAGUUGCAGCUUCUCAACUCACUUGUCUAGGAUGUCUUGAGCUCAUUGCUAAAAGCAGACAAGAAUAUGAAGACAUAGCAGUGAAACUGGGAACUGAUCUAGAAUACCUGAAGAAAAUUCGUGGCAAGGUCUGGAAGCAGAGAAUAUCUAGCCCUCUGUUCAACACCAAACAAUACACAAUGGAAUUAGAGCGGCUCUAUCUGCAAAUGUGGGAGCAUUAUGCAGCUGGCAACAAACCUGACCACAUGAUUAAGCCUGUUGAAGUCACCGAGUCAGCCUGAAUAAAGACUGCACACAGGAGAAUUACCCCUGUACCUGAGCCUCAACCUUUUGGGGGAAAGGGAACUAGAUUAAUAUGCUUUGUGCGUAUCUGUACAGUACUGUGUUGCAGAUGGGUGAUAUUAUUGAUAAUAGAAUAGCACAGCCAGACUUGCUUCCUGCAUGAUAGGGAGAGACAAGAGAUAAGAAACUGCUAUUCCACAAGGAAUGUCUGUAGAGUUUUGCAGCAACCAGGUGGUACAGAGGUCUGGAAGGUCUGGUCUCCCUUGGUCUUCCAUGGGAUGCUUAAUGUGGAGGAAGAUAGAGCUUGACCAGCCAUUUUGUGGUUCCAUGGAUUGAUCAAGUCUUCUGAUCCUUUAUUUUUUUUUCUUUAUAUUUUGGGUAUUGGAACUAAGAAUGUCUGCUUUUGGGUAUUUUUACUUAUGUGAAGUGGUCUUGAUUCUUCUGAGAUAAGGUUUUAAACUGAAAUGUUGCUUCCUGUUUUAGUGUCUGAACUCUUGACAGGGUGACAGGAACCUUGCUGGUGUAGUCUUUUUAUAGGUUUUAUAAACCACUUGAGCCUAUAUCAGUCAUUUUAGAGUCUGACCUAGCUUGGCGCUGUCAGUGCUUUUUUGAUUUAGAUGAUGACUCGAGAUUUUCAGCCUGUUUUCCAUUUCUUUCCCCCCAGCCUCCCUUUAAAUUCUCCUGUGACUGCUAAGAAAACCAAGUCUGGUUUCAGACAUCCCAGAGUGUUUCUGUCAAACACGCCAUCUGGUGCCAAAUGAAAAUUCUUAGGAGUGAAUAUUAAUCAUGAAGGUCACAGUUGUGGUACUGUUCUUGAUAAUAAUGUAGAUUUUUUGCCUAAGUUUUACCUAUUUCACGAGUGUUUAAGCCCUUUGAUUGCCCCUCCUAUGUUGCUUCCAAAAGUGAUAGUGUGUGAUAAGAUUUUUACCUUCCUUUCUAAAGUUUGUUGUUUUUUUUUAAAGUGAGUCCUGUUCUUCCUAUUUCUUUCAGCAGAAAUGAAAUCCCAGGUAAGUAUAAGUAUUCAAAUAUUUGACUAGCAAGUUGCAGUUCUCUCCAGUACAUUAAAUAAUGGUCACUGACAGAUUUAAAGGUAAAAGCUGUGAUGGAUCAUCUCUCUAUACAGGCAGUUAUUUUUCAGACUGUGUUUGGUUAUAUCUUCUGGACUUAAUCUCCAAGUCUAUGGAUUCAGCCUGGGUAGUAGUGAAUUUAUACUACUUGGGUUGGAGUACACAUUAGACUUUGGCCCUUGGGGAGCUUGAAUUCUUGGUGGUUAAAAAAAAUUGCAUUUCAGUAAAGGGUAGAGGGCUGGAGGGGUACACAAACAAGCCAACAUAUGAAUAUGUUUGUACUGCUUUACUGCACUUAUACUCUCCAGUCACAGAUGAGUUUUCUCUGUUAGUAGUGCUGUAGAUUAUGUCUUUCCAAAGCACGUAGGCAGUGCACCUAUUCUCUAGUUGCAGCUAUUGCCUGAAUGUACCUUAGCUGAAAAUUAUUGAUAAUUAAGAAUUUGAAUUUGUAAUUCUUACUGCUAGUUAAAACUGAAGCAAGGAGUCUCAUGUAAUUCUGAUAGCAGAAUUAUAUUGAAAUGAAUUGUAUACCUUUAAUAAUGUAAAUCAAAGAAUAUCAGUUAAAGGGUUUCUUAAUUUAUUUUUUAACUGAAUAAAUAUCAGUUAAAGAUUACCAGCAUGGCUACAGGUAAACUGAUUUUCAAAUUUCACUGAACUAAAUGUGGGAUUGGAUAAAAAGACUUUCAGUGCCACUGAGUCUGUGACCUGUGGCCAUUUACAUAGCACAUCAUUCCUCCUAUAGGGAUGAAUUUUAUCCAGGCACGAAAAGCAGCUGCUCCAGUUGAAGCUUUGCUUAUUGUAAAAGGCUUUUAUUUCCAGGUAACAUGUCUGUGGAAGACUUAAUUCUGAACAGAGUUAUAGAUAUUACUGGAAACUAAUUUUUUUUUCUAUUAUAUUCUGCUUUAUUGAAAAAGUAAAGCAUUUAAAAUUGUGCUCCAGAAAUUCAGAUGUUGUCUUGUGAUCUUUAAACAAUAAAUGGAUGAUUUCCCCUUAA